AUGCCACUAUUUACGCCGUCACAUGCCCGGCUUUUUGCGCGCACUUGGUGUUUUAAGGUCUGUAGUGGCCAGGUGGCCUUUGCAGGCUUUUCUCCCUCGCCCUCGCCGUCCCCGGCUCCCUCGCCCUCGCUGUUGCCGUCCCCGGCUCCGACUCCCUCUCCCUCUCCCCCGCCCUCGCCGGGUAAUUCGUGCCGUGACGAUUUCUCGCCUGCGCCUUCGGCCGGCUCAGACUCAGAGGAAGCCGAGGCGUACGGACCUGAAGAUACAUGGACUGUCGAUGCCGCCGGCGAGCCUCUCUUCUGCGGGGACCCCGCUGACGAAGUCACAAUAAUCGACCGAAUGAUAACCUAUCAACACAAAAAGACUGGGGAGACGAACAAAUUCUUCUUUCAAUGCGAUCAAGCCGAUUACGACAGACAUCCCGUCAAAACCCUCGAGGCCCAGGAGACAAGCAGCAGGAAGAAAGCAAAAGACUGCCCCUUUCGCAUAUGCCUUCAGAGAAAGGAUCGUGAUGACGGCUGGACUGCUAGGCCGCUCAACCUCACACACAAAGGUCAUGGACCCUCAGGCUCUCCUUCACAGCAUGAAAUGUUUCGCCGUAAAGCAACCUAUCAGGAAGAGGAGGACUACAUCAUCGAUUUAACGCAUCAGUCGAUUCCAGCGAAGGCAGCCCUCCGCCUCUUCAAGACGAAGUUCCCAUAUUCUAACAUCAUCACGGCCGACGUCUACAACAUCAUGCGGGACUACAGGCAGUCACAGAGAGACGGCUACGCUGAUGCCCAAGCAUUUGUCAAGAAGCUAGAAUCGGGAGAUUACUAUUGUAACAUCAUCUACAAGGACAACACGAAAACAAAGAUGUUACAUGCCUUCUGGGUAACACGGCGUCAGUUGAAGAUGUGGGCGAAGUUCGGGGCCUGCAUAGGCAUCGAUGCAACCUACCGCGCAAACAACCUGCGCAUGCCUUUAUUGGUCGGCGCCUUGAUCAUGUUUUUCCCUGACUUACAGAGACAGCGUUGUGUGUGGCACAUGAAUUGCAACAUGGUGUUGUACAUCAAGAAAUACUGGAUCAAGCCCCCAACCGACCGGCCUACCCGGAAUGCCACUGCCGCCGAGAGAGCCGGGGACUCCGGGGACUCCGGGGACUCCGAGGACGACGACGACGACGACGACGAUGCCGAGGACAUCGCUACGAUGAAUGCCCUCAACUCGAAGACCCAGUCGACGAAGAAAGGUCCCGUUGUUCUCGGCGCUGUACCAACGAAGGUGGCCAACACAAGAGCGGGUCUUUUCGAGCUUUGGAAGCAUAUGGUGUUUAGUCGGUCGGUCCGGGACUUCAACAAAGCGAAGACUAUAUUGAAUCUGGGCGGGCUGUUAUACGAAGAUGUACAGGAAUGCGGGCGUGCGAACCACAUUGCCAAAUGA
Molecule: messenger RNA, 1422 nt
Organism: Lasiosphaeria miniovina
Lineage: Eukaryota; Fungi; Ascomycota; Sordariomycetes; Sordariales; Lasiosphaeriaceae
Exons: 5
Coding region: 1-1422 (473 amino acids)
Source: RefSeq, a predicted model, not a curated record